Molecule: messenger RNA, 255 nt
Organism: Spirometra erinaceieuropaei
Lineage: Eukaryota; Metazoa; Platyhelminthes; Cestoda; Diphyllobothriidea; Diphyllobothriidae
Source: the annotation of a GenBank genome assembly
AUGGCGUUCUACAAGGUGCAAAUCGCUGUACUCGGUGGGACCCGGUUCUCCGAACAAGGCCAACUGGAGGAUACGGAUGCCAGUUACAACUUUGCGACAGUGGCACCUGCCGGGCCGUGUCUUCGUCUGGAGGCGAGACCAGCGGGACGUGCUGGUGACAAAGGCGAUUCCGGGUGCCUACGGGUGGACCGACUAUCGCUUCGUCAUCUUCAAGAUGCGGAUUCGCCUACAGCCUCGCAGGAAACCUCAAGUUAA